This is a messenger RNA of Gossypium raimondii (Peruvian cotton), 1765 nucleotides long. RefSeq lists its product as uncharacterized. The coding region runs from base 35 to 1678 and encodes 547 amino acids. The record is from RefSeq and is a predicted model, not a curated record. The transcript is spliced from 8 exons. Lineage: Eukaryota; Viridiplantae; Streptophyta; Magnoliopsida; Malvales; Malvaceae. Gene Ontology annotation, biological process: amino acid transmembrane transport.
ACUGUCCAUUUAUUUCACCACACUCCGUUCUUCCAUGGACACCACCAAGUGCAUGACUUCAUCCUCUUCCCUCACACUCAAAGCCCACAUAAAAAAUGCAACCAUAAUCUCCAAAUCUCCAAUUCUUCACCGAAAAAGAGAUAUAUUUUGCCUCAAUAUCAAGAUCAGCAAGAAACAUCCAUAUGGUUGUCAAUAUCUGCAAAAGAAGAAAAACCCAUGGAGGACUCACAAAAUUUAUGUGACAAAAGAGGGAGAAAGUGUUAUCAAUGGAGCUGGAAAAAAAGGAACCAUAGCAGGAGCUGUUGCUCUUAUUGUUGGCACUAGUAUUGGUUCUGGGAUUCUUGCACUCCCACAGAAGGCCUCUCCUGCUGGUGUGGUUCCAAGUUCAAUAUCCUUGGUAGUUUGUUGGGCGUUUUUGCUAAUUGAAGCACUUUUACUCAUUGAAAUAAAUGUUGGUUUACAAAGGAAGAAGAAGGAGGGUGAAUUGGAGGUCAUUUCCAUAAGGACAAUGGCACAAGAGACACUUGGUGAUUGGGGUGGAAAUUUGGCCACUGUUACCUAUGUUUUCUUGGGUUACACUUCAAUGAUUGCCUAUAGUUCCAAGUCUGGAGAGAUCCUUUUCCAUUUGAUCAAUCUUCCUGAACCAGCUUCCGGUUUCCUAUUCACUGCACUUUUCACAUUUCUCAUCUCUGUUGGUGGAACACAAGUCACUGAUCAAGUGAACCAAUGGCUCACUGUUUCCAUGAUAGGAUUAUUAAUGGCAAUUGAAGUGGUAGCAGUUAUGUUAGGAGGAUGGUCAGGCCUGGAGGGAAAUGGUGAUUGGGGGAAAGUUCCAGCAACCAUUCCUGUCAUGAUAUUUUCAUUGGUAUACCAUGAUGUUGCACCGGUCCUUUGUGCUUAUUUAGGCAGUGACCUUACUCGAUUAAGGGCUUCGGUUUUGCUUGGCAGCCUUGUUCCCUUGUUGGCAUUGCUUGUUUGGGAUGCUAUUGCACUUGGCAUUUCAACACAAACUGACCAAGUUGUUGAUCCUAUUGAGCUGCUUAUGGGGUAUGUCAAAUACAUAGAUUCUACAUGUCACAAUUGCAAAAUCCCCUCGGUAGAAGAAUAUUAUGUUAGGGUAAAAUGGAGUGGAGUUUCAUUUAUGGUAGAAGCAUUUUCACUUCUGGCCGUGGGAACAUCAAUGAUUGGCACUCUCCUCAGUUUCUCAGAGUUCUUUAAGGAGCAGCUUAAGAACCUGUCAUGGCAUUCUUCUUCGGUACAGGUUGCCCCAACUCUUCAUAUUUCUGAAAGCAAAUACCCCGUGUCCGACACUCACGCUAUAACGGCAUUGGCAUUGGAUGACCUACAGCAGGAACCAGACAAACUGACAAAUUGGUGGGGAAGAAAUAAAACCGGGUUCACAGCAAUGGCAAUGGUGGUCACCCCAACACUAAUAGUUUCAACAACAGUUCCAGAAGCAUUCUCUGCUGCUACAGAUAUUGCAGGGGGUUAUUGCAUGACAAUGCUGUAUGGAGUUCUUCCACCAGCGAUGGCUUGGGCCAUGGGGAACAGAGAAGGUGAGGGUUCUAACCAGAAGGGAUUAACAAUGGCUUGGCCUGCAAUUUGUGGAGUUGGAUUAUUUGCCUGUGGCUUAGUGGUGGAGCAAAUUUUACAGGAUUUAUUGGCAUUGCAAUUCUGAGAAAAAGGAUAAACAAGUCUGUAUUUAACUAUUAUUCCAGAAACUAAAUUAGCAAAAGUUGAGGUUGAGAUUAGGAGAGAGACAAAA